CGUCUGCAGAUUAUUCUGUAUAUCAAUAGAUGAUGUGAGAAAUCUGUAGCAAACUGCCUGUACCAUCUGCCACUCACAGAACGCGCGGGGUCCCGUACCAACUGCCUACUAGUGACAGCUUCCGAACAUGCUUCAAUUCUAAAAAGCCGUUGUCAUGAGGAAAUAACGUAUAACUCAAGAAAUUGUCGAUUCGCCAUCGGAGGUUCUGCCGCCGCUGGUCUGCUGUUGAAAUGAUGGGACAAAGUGCCAAAGUCUUCUCCAAAUGGUUUUCUUUGACUUCCUCUUCCCAGGGAGGGAAAACUUUGAACCAGGAGCGAGGCCAAGACAAGGAGAACAUCAGAACGGUGCACGAACAGUUGUGUAAGGAGCUGAGCGCCCUCCAGCGAGAGUACAAGCACGUGCGACAGGUGGUGGACACUCUCCAACAGGACUACGAGAGAUCCAAGGACUUUGAUCCUUUGCGACGAUAUGGCCUACUGAAAGGCAUGAUCAAGAGGACCAUUCUACAUUUUAAACUGAAUGAAGAUAAACUGCCCGGAUCAGUUUCAAUGACUGGGAUUCGAAGUCUUGCCAAUAGCUACAAGGAGUUGUCGUAUACCAUGGAGUUAACGAGAAGGAAGGCCGAUCUGGACGAUAUGUGUGUGGAGGAAAUAGAGUCCGAAGUGGAACAGUUACGUCAUCAGAUUAAUGGGCUACGGGGGCGGUGCUCCCUUGUGACUGACACUGUAACACAACUAGAAAGCAAGUACGAACUAUCUAAAAACUUUGCACCACCAAAACGGUACGACUUAAUGAAAAAGAUGGUUCAAAAAGUUGUUAACGACCAGUUUAUUUGAUGUAAAAUGCUUAACAUUUUUCACUGCGGCCAUGAUAUUUAGAAAGUAAUUGAUCGUAUAAUGGUAAAAAGGUUUUGACGAAAGCCAUAAAACAAAACGCAAACUAGUUGUUAAUCGGACAGCUCAAUAAAGUGUGUCUCCGAAUAAUUAUAGAAUUCGAAGUAAAUGCCAUCAUUCAACUCCGACUCCCACCGCCAAUUAAAGUAGAAAGGCAACUACAAAACUCUUCAGAGUCAGAAUUGAGCGGGAGCAAUAGGUCUUCAUUAUCAGUGUCGAACAUUCUGUGAGUUCCAAUGGUGAACCAGGAGUAUAUAUAUGUAUACCUUACUGACGUGAUACCUUACACGCUGCAUUUCCUGUCACCAGACUCAUUGUAUUGAUACCCUGACUUAGUGCGCCUCGCCAUGUGGUAUUGUCGGUAUACUGCCAAUGACAGUGUCUGAAACCUGUUUUAAAUUCGCAAUGAUCAAUUUUCAUCGUCUGUAGUGAUUUAUGCAAAAUUAGAAAUUAAGAUACGUGGACAAUAGAUGCCAAGAUGAAGCCUCAUCAAUAUUUCUCAAAAUCUCUAUCGGGAAAUCAGUUGAAUUCAGUUGGUGUUUUGCAAGCUUUAUUUUAACAAUUUAUGUUACCAUUGCAUAUUUCAUACAAAGUUCGAUGUUUUACACUGUGAUUAGUACACAUGUAAUACAAGUAUAGAUACGAUGCAUCCAAUUUAUUUUCACAGAAUUCGUCAUUUAAAAAGAAAAAAAAGGUAAUGAAAAUGAUUUGUUUUUAAAAAUAUUUGUAUAUGAUUUUCAUUUGAUAAAUUUUUGUAUUAGUACGUUAACAGUUCAUCAGUUCAUUCAUAUGAAUAAAUUUUAAUGGAAAAAACACACUAAAGACUUUUUUAAAAUGUCUUGAUUUGAUGAUUUCCUUUUGUAACAAACGAUUUAAUCUACGUAUCUCAUACGAACAACAUCUGGAAGUAAAAACACGUCGUAUCCUUUUUUUAAGUAAAACGUCAAGACAAGAAAUAAGAGUAAUAGCCUAAACGUUUAUUUUUAAAGGUACCUCACUACACCUAGACUUGUACUUUUUAAGAUACUACGUCAGAAGAUGGCGAUUUGAAUGUUUUGUUAAACUGUCUAUAUCGUUAGAUUGUGUAGCGUCGUAGCUCAGUGGCUAAAGUAUUGGGAUUCUGAACAGCAGAUCAUGAGUUCGAAUCCGCCUGGAGCUUUUGUUCAUAUUUGCUGAAUUAAAUUUUCGAUGAUGUAAUUUUUCAUCCAAAAUUGCACAUUUUUUUUUGGCCAAUUUGACUUAAAUAUCUUCUUAUCCAUUAUGGUAUUUAUCAUAAUCAAGUAAUUUUCUGCUGAUUUGAGAAAAUAUUUCAAGGUGUAGUGAGCCACUUUUAUUAAAUCAUAGACACACUUUUUAAAGUUAAGGGAAACAAGCCCUUUGACCCUCUUGUUCUUAGGUUACUAAUAUACUUGUCAUAAAACAUAAAUAUUUAAAGCAAUUUGGACAAAAUGCAGAAACCCAAAUAUUUGUGUGUAUGUCAUAUAGGUUUUAAUCUUUAUAUGGCAGUUGGGAAAAAAACACUGCUUGCUGUUCGGUUAUUCUAAAUGCACACUAUCUUUUAUGGAUGAAAGGAUGGGUCUUAUGAUUCAGGUUCUAAACCGAGACAUAAUUGUUGAUUUUAAAUAUGUUGUUGUGUUUUUCAAAAUAAAAAGUACA
Magallana angulata is the source of this 2549-nucleotide messenger RNA. RefSeq lists its product as uncharacterized. NCBI's taxonomy places the organism in Eukaryota, Metazoa, Mollusca, Bivalvia, Ostreida, Ostreidae. The record is from RefSeq and is a predicted model, not a curated record. The coding region runs from base 231 to 836 and encodes 201 amino acids. The transcript has 3 exons.